Messenger RNA from Rubroshorea leprosula, 1340 nucleotides. The record is from the annotation of a GenBank genome assembly. NCBI's taxonomy places the organism in Eukaryota, Viridiplantae, Streptophyta, Magnoliopsida, Malvales, Dipterocarpaceae.
AGGAAGGUUGUGUAAGAAAUUCAUCAAGGAAAUUAAAGAGAGAAGAGCUUCAGUGCUUACAAGCGUUAAAAGAAGAAUGGCAGAAUUACAGCAGGAAAAGGGAACCCAGAAGGCCUUUGGGUGGGCAGCUAAAGACUCCUCAGGAAUCCUUUCUCCUUUCCAUUUUGAAAGAAGGUCUAAUAAGGAUAAUGAUGUCACAAUAAAGAUUCUCUACUGUGGCAUUUGCCACACUGAUCUAAGUUUGGCUAAGAAUCACAAUGGAUUUACUCUCUACCCUCUUGUUCCAGGGCAUGAAAUUGUGGGCAUAGUGACUCAAGUUGGAACCAAUGUCAAGAAAUUCAAGGUAGGAGAUAGAGCAGGGGUGGGCAGCAUGAUAGGAUCUUGUGGCGACUGUGAUAAUUGCCAAGAUGGGAUGGAGAGUUAUUGCCCCAAAAUGAUCAGUACAGUCACAAUAUUUGAUGUGGAUGGGAUCAAGAGACAGGGUGGAUUUUCUGAUUUCAUUGUCGUGGACCAACAUUUUGCCAUCCAUAUCCCGGCCAGCCUACCGUUAGAUGGGGCAGCUCCAUUGCUGUGUGCUGGAAUUACUGUGUUCAGUCCAAUGAAGUAUUUUGGACUUGACAAGCCAGGGAUGCAUUUAGGGGUUGUUGGUCUUGGAGGAUUAGGUCACUUGGCAGUCAAGUUUGCUAAGGCAUUUGGCAUGAGAGUAAGUGUUAUUAGUACAUCUCCAGCUAAGAAGAAUGAAGCAAUUCAAGUACUGAAAGCUAACACAUUUGUUAUUAGUCAUGAUUCCCAGCAGAUGCAGGAUGCCUCGGGCACAUUGGAUGGCAUAAUUGACACAGUCUCUUCGCCACAUUCUGUCUCGCCAUUUCUUAAUCUCUUGAAAACUGGUGGGAAAAUUAUCUUGGUGGGUGCACCAGACCUUGAGAAACCAGUUGAAGUUCCUGUCUGGCCUUUGUUAGGAAGAAGGCAGAUAUCUGGGAGUAUGGCAGGAGGAAUAAAGGAGACACAAGAAAUGAUGGAUUUUGCUGCAGAGCACAACAUAACCGCAAAUGUUGAAGUGGUCCCAAUGGAUUAUGUCAACAAUGCCAUGGAUAGGAUUGAGAAAGGCGAUGUCCGUUACCGGUUUGUAAUUGACAUAGGAAAAACCCUAACUAUUGCUUAAGCCAAUUUGCCAUUGUCCUUGUUAGGAACAUGGUUUUAGGAGCUUUUCUGUUCUUUGUUCCUUUUUCCUGGCUUCUUUAGUGCUUUGUGGGGUUUGAUUGUUGUAUAUUUUGUAUUUUGCUUUGGCUUUCUCUUUGUAUUGUCUCUGUUCAGUGUUUGAAUAAAUUUUAUUCCUCCUC